Molecule: messenger RNA, 237 nt
Organism: Mesorhabditis spiculigera
Lineage: Eukaryota; Metazoa; Nematoda; Chromadorea; Rhabditida; Rhabditidae
Source: the annotation of a GenBank genome assembly
AUGUUCGCCUCUCGUGCCCUGUCCAACGCCGCCCGUACCGUCACCGAGACGACGUACACCUAUAGCCGAGCUAUGCCCCAGACGAAAGUCCCGAUGACCGAGACGAUUCAGCCGACGACGCUGAACCAGACCAGGAACGCCUUCGUCGACAGCUUUAACUUCACCCCCAAGACGGAAACCACCUUCUCGAAGACGAGCCAACCCACGCACCGUUUCAACCCGUUCAUGACAAAGCAG